This is a messenger RNA of Monodelphis domestica (gray short-tailed opossum), 3543 nucleotides long. It is a transcript of the gene CAMK4, whose product is annotated as calcium/calmodulin dependent protein kinase IV. NCBI's taxonomy places the organism in Eukaryota, Metazoa, Chordata, Mammalia, Didelphimorphia, Didelphidae. The record is from RefSeq and is a predicted model, not a curated record. Gene Ontology annotation, molecular function: protein kinase activity; ATP binding. Gene Ontology annotation, biological process: protein phosphorylation.
CUAGAAAUAUCCCAAGGGGGAAGUAACAGCAGCAGAAUCAGGUCACCUUGGUCUAAAGUCCUCCUUCAACUUGGGUAAAGGUGAAGAGGAACACUGUCCCUUAGAGUGGGGAGUGGCCACUACCCUUCCACUACCUCCCAGGCAAAUGCCUAGUCAGCUGGAACAGGAGAAACAGAAAGAUAUUUGACAGGUGAUUAGUGGUAGGGACCCUACUACAGGAACACAGGGAGAAAAGAGAAUUACUGGAGAAGAGAGGAAUGAGCUCUGGCCCACACAUCAGUACCAGAGGGUUCCACCGUCCAGCUUGUAUCUCCAACGCCAUUCUGGCUUCCUCUGAAACUGUAGUGUCAGCCCUUCAGUGCCUUAUACCUGCGGGAGAGUGGUUGCUCCUUUUACCAAGUGUUUGAUCCUGGGGUUCAUGCAAAUCACUGCCACUACUUCCUUCAAUGGAGGAACAGAGGGAGGGAAGGAGGAGAAAAGGGAGAGAUGGAGGAAUGAAUGAAUGAAGAAAGGAAGGAAGGAAAGAAGGAAGGAAGGAAGGAAGGGUGGAAAAAGGAAGUGAAAAAAAAAACUUUCCAUUCUUUUCCUCCCUCUUCCUGGUCUCUGCUGUCUUCCAUCUCUCUGCGCUUUCUGUUUCACUCCCUUCUCUUCCUCCAAUACCGCCACCGCUUCAGUCUUGAUAACCGAAUUUCUCCUCCUCUUCUUCCCCCUCCUCCCCUCCUUCUCUUCUUCCUCUCCUCCUCCCCUGGCUCCCCCUGCACCCUUGAACACCAGAGAGGAGCUGCUGCUAGAUCGGCGAGGAGAACUAGUGAGAGGAGACAAGGAGACCUGGUGAGCGCCAGAAAGCCGAGACCUGCUAGGAAGAUGCUGAAAGUCACCGCGCCCACCUCCUCUUCCUCUUCUUGUUCCACCGUACCCACCGCUACUGGGGGCACCUCCGCUGCUACCGAUUACUGGAUCGACGGCUCCAAUAAAGACUCUUUGAACGAUUUCUUCGAGGUGGAGACGGAGCUGGGACGGGGUGCUACAUCAGUUGUGUACAGAUGUAUGCAGAAGGGGACCCAGAAACCUUAUGCUCUCAAAGUGCUAAAGAAAACAGUAGACAAAAAAAUAAUUCGGACUGAAAUAGGUGUCCUUCUUCGCCUUUCACAUCCAAACAUCAUAAAACUAAAAGAGAUAUUUGAAACACAAACAGAAAUCAGCCUGGUUUUGGAAUUGGUCACAGGAGGAGAACUGUUUGAUAGAAUUGUGGAAAAAGGCUAUUACAGUGAGCGGGAUGCUGCCCAAGCUGUUAAGCAAAUCCUGGAGGCAGUUGCGUAUCUACAUGAAAAUGGAAUUGUUCAUCGUGAUCUUAAACCUGAGAAUCUUCUCUAUGCAACUCCAGACCCAGAUGCACCACUCAAAAUAGCUGAUUUUGGACUUUCUAAAAUUGUGGAGGAUCAAGUUACCAUGAAGACUAUAUGCGGAACCCCAGGAUAUUGUGCACCUGAAAUUCUUAGAGGAUGUGCCUAUGGACCUGAAGUGGAUAUGUGGUCCCUGGGAGUAAUCACCUACAUCUUACUUUGUGGAUUUGAACCAUUCUAUGAUGAAAGGGGCGAUCCGUACAUGUAUAAGAGAAUUCUGAACUGUCACUAUCGCUUUGUCUCCCCCUGGUGGGAUGAUGUGUCUCUGAAUGCCAAGGAUUUGGUGAGGAAACUGAUUGUUUUGGAUCCUAAGAAGCGUUUGACCACCUUUCAAGCUCUGCAGCACCCUUGGGUCACAGGGAAAGCAGCUAAUUUUGUACACAUGGACACUGCCCAAAAGAAACUCCAAGAAUUCAAUGCACGGAGAAAGCUUAAGGCUGCAGUGAAAGCAGUGGUGGCCUCCACCCGACUGGGGGGUGGUAGUGGUCACAGCUGCCUUUCUGUCACCUGUAAGACUUCAAAACCAGAUGAAGAAAGUGAGAGUAAACAAAAUGAAACUCGGAAGGAAGAGAGCGAGUUUGUGUUUGCAGUAACAGGAGCCCAACUUGAAGAAGAAAUAAGAGACAAAGUGGAACCUGGAAUAGAACCUCGUCCUCAAGCAGAAUACUUUGCUCCAGAAGAAGCCCUAAGAGUGGCUGGAGAGGAAGAAAUACAACAGUGGUUCCCAAUACAGGGCUGAAGCUAGUCACUUUCAUGCAUGGACUAAUUUGUUUUUCAGUCAGGAAGAUUUGUAAGCAUGAUCUUCACUGUAGUGGUUCUAUUUUUGAGGUGCAAAACAAUGUGUAAUAAUAUGUCAGCUGGUGACCCUAACUCCAAUGCAUGUGAUUGCUUAUGAAUUGUAGUGUCCUCUUUGGCAUGUAAUGGAUUACAUGUAGUGUUAUCUAAUACCAGCAAGUGAAAUUUGACAAUGAGCAAACAGCCUAACACUUAAACUUCAUGUAUAUUUGCAGAGGGCAAAAGUUAAUGUUCGAAGUGAAUCAUAUUUAUAGUUUCUGUUUUCAAAAAUUAGCCUUCUGAGGGAGUUAUUAUCUGAUUUCUUUGGAAUGGUAGUUAUUUCAAUUGGCAUACUGACCAUCUGCUACAUGUUGUUACCAUGAAACUGUUUAAAUGCGUUUUAAAAUUCUUAUAUAGAAACUGUUUACAAGAAGAUAACAAAUAGAUGUCUAGUAUAUGCAAAAACAUUCCAUAAAUUCUGGUAAGAAAUUGAAGCAUUACUUUCAAGGGCCAUGAAGCUAUAUGCCCCUCCACUUUGUGUUGAGAAUGCCUUACUGUACCUUUAACUGUUUAUACACACUCUAUUACUAAUAACCAAAAAGCCCUUUCAUAGAAUUCUGCCAUUUCAUUAUCCUGGCAAAUUUUCAAUACAACUGGGUUGGUCCCUGUAUUCUUCCCUUCCAGAUUCUCACUUUCUCUUUCAUAAGAAUCCUUUUGAAGAAAAGUUCUUUAGGGGAUAGAGGGUGAUGAAAAUUGGACAUGUAUAGAAUAGUGCAAAAAAAUAUUUAGGAUCUUUGUCAUUUUCUAAGAUAUAAUUAUACUUACCUAGUAGUUUAUAAAACCAUAAAGCUAAAAAUAGUUUUUAUGGAUAAAAUCUGUAAUUACAAAGUUACUUAGAAAAAUCUUCCAAGGCUGAAUGUCAUGAAAGUAAUUUUUCAAAAUAAGUUCAUUAUCAACUUUGCUAUAAUUUAGGAUAUUCCUUUGCCAUUAAAAGUCACUUUCUUCCCUUGAUUGUUAAAGUCAUAAUGCUAAUGAACUAAAGCAUAUUCAACAAAGUACUUUGUGUGUUUUUAUGCUCCAAACUAGUAGUUCCUUAAUUUCAUAACAAAGUAUUUUUAAAGUAUCUGUGUUAGAUAUAUGUGACAAUGUCAUUUUAUUUUACUUUUUUAUUGAAACAACCUUAAAUUAGAGAAUUGGGAUUCUAAUAUUCUUUUUAUUCUUAUUUGUUUUAAUCUUAAAAUAAACUCUUUUGGGGGGUUUAAUAGUACAUCUUUCCUUUUUAACAUAGACUCUAGUGAUUCACAGAAAUCAGCUAUUAAACAUAUGUAUGAUUUUAAAGUUCAAAUUAAAAUUUUUAUCAAAUCAA